GGCGAAGCAGCAGCGGCGGCGGCGGCGGCGGCUGGAGUGAGCUCCCAGCUCGCCGCGCCGAGCGAGGUCCCGGGGUAGGGACGCGCGCCGGGGCCGCGUCCUGCUCCUCAGGCCCGGGGGCGCUCCGGCUACCACGCUCCGCCAGCUUCUGGUGGUUUCCUAGAAACAUGAUUGUUUGUUGGACUUGAUCUCACAGCCUGGUGAGGACUUCUUUACUGAUAAUGUCAAGUUCAGGUUAUCCUCCCAACCAAGGAGCAUUCAGCACAGAACAAAGUCGUUAUCCUCCCCACUCGGUUCAGUACACCUUUCCCAGCACGCGUCACCAGCAGGAAUUUGCAGUCCCUGAUUAUCGUUCUUCUCAUCUUGAAGUCAGCCAGGCAUCACAGCUCCUGCAGCAGCAGCAGCAGCUUCGCAGACGACCCUCCCUGCUCUCAGAAUUUCACCCGGGUUCUGACAGGCCUCAAGAAAGGAGAACUGGCUAUGAACAGUUUCACCCGGGGCCAUCCCCCGUGGAUCAUGAUUCACUGGAAUCCAAGCGACCACGUCUGGAGCAGGUUUCCGAUCCCCAUUUCCAGCGUGUCAGCGCUGCGGUCUUACCUGUAGUGCACACACUGCCAGAAGGGUUGAGGUCUUCUGCGGAUGCUAAGAAGGAUCCAGCAUUUGGAGGCAAACAUGAAGCUCCAUCCUCUCCAAUCUCUGGGCAAGCCUGUGGAGAUGAUCAAAAUGCUUCACCUUCAAAACUUUCAAAGGAAGAGUUAAUACAGAGUAUGGAUCGUGUAGAUCGAGAAAUUGCAAAAGUAGAACAGCAGAUCCUUAAACUGAAAAAGAAACAACAACAGCUGGAAGAAGAAGCAGCUAAACCUCCUGAGCCUGAGAAGCCUGUGUCCCCUCCUCCCGUGGAGCAGAAACACCGCAGUAUCGUCCAAAUUAUUUAUGAUGAGAAUCGGAAAAAAGCAGAAGAGGCUCAUAAAAUAUUUGAAGGUCUUGGCCCAAAAGUUGAACUGCCACUCUAUAACCAGCCAUCGGAUACCAAGGUGUAUCAUGAGAACAUCAAGACUGGAGUACCUGCAAGGCGCAUGAUGAAAAACCAGGUGAUGAGGAAAAAACUCAUUUUAUUUUUUAAAAGAAGAAAUCAUGCAAGAAAACAAAGGGAACAAAAAAUCUGCCAGCGUUAUGAUCAGCUCAUGGAGGCAUGGGAGAAAAAAGUGGACAGAAUAGAAAAUAACCCCCGGAGGAAAGCUAAAGAAAGCAAAACAAGGGAGUACUAUGAAAAGCAGUUUCCAGAAAUUCGAAAACAGAGAGAACAACAAGAAAGAUUUCAGCGAGUUGGGCAGAGGGGAGCUGGUCUUUCAGCCACCAUUGCUAGGAGUGAGCAUGAGAUUUCUGAAAUUAUUGAUGGGCUUUCUGAGCAGGAGAAUAAUGAGAAACAAAUGCGGCAGCUCUCUGUGAUCCCGCCUAUGAUGUUUGAUGCAGAACAGAGACGGGUCAAGUUCAUUAACAUGAAUGGCCUCAUGGAAGACCCUAUGAAAGUUUAUAAAGAUAGGCAGUUUAUGAAUGUUUGGACUGACCACGAGAAGGAGAUCUUUAAGGACAAGUUUAUCCAGCAUCCAAAAAACUUUGGGCUAAUUGCAUCAUACUUGGAAAGGAAGAGUGUUCCUGAUUGUGUUUUAUAUUACUACUUAACCAAGAAAAAUGAGAAUUAUAAAGCCCUAGUAAGAAGGAAUUAUGGAAAACGCAGAGGAAGAAACCAGCAGCAAAUUGCCCGACCCUCACAAGAAGAAAAAGUAGAGGAAAAAGAAGAAGAUAAAGCAGAAAAAACAGAAAAAAAAGAAGAGGAAAAGAAAGAUGAAGAAGAAAAAGAUGAAAAGGAGGACUCCAAAGAAAAUACUAAGGAAAAGGACAAGACGGAAGGUACAGCAGAAGAAACAGAGGAGAGAGAGCAGGCCACUCCCCGGGGACGAAAGACUGCCAACAGUCAGGGCCGCAGAAAGGGCCGCAUCACCAGGUCCAUGACCAACGAAGCGGCGGCGGCCAGUGCUGCGGCUGCUGCGGCCACCGAGGAGCCCCCGCCGCCUCUGCCACCACCACCAGAACCCGUUUCCACAGAGCCUGUAGAAACCUCUCGAUGGACAGAAGAAGAAAUGGAAGUUGCUAAAAAAGGUCUUGUAGAACAUGGUCGUAACUGGGCAGCAAUUGCCAAAAUGGUGGGAACUAAAAGUGAAGCGCAAUGCAAAAACUUCUAUUUUAACUAUAAAAGGCGACACAAUCUUGACAACCUUUUGCAACAGCAUAAACAGAAAACUUCACGAAAGCCCCGUGAAGAGCGAGACGUGUCCCAGUGCGAAAGUGUAGCUUCCACUGUUUCUGCUCAGGAGGACGAAGAUAUUGAAGCUUCUAAUGAAGAAGAAAAUCCAGAAGACAGCGAAGGUUUUGUGGAAAAUGAGGCCCGUGUGGCAGGAAUGAAGAGAAUACUGGAGCAGCAGAGUUUUGGUGCUGAAAAUAGUUCUGAUACAGAAAGUGCUCCUUCUCCUUCACCAGUUGAAGCUGUCAAGCCCAGCGAAGAUAGCACUGACAAUGCAACUUCUCGAGGAAACACCGAACCUGGGGCCGAGCUCGAGUCCACCACGGAACCCGCACCCAGUGCAUCUCCCUCCUCCGCAGCUCAGAGUGCAAAACCCGUGGAAAGUGAAAGUGUGGAGACACAGGUGAGCGACAGCAUCCCCGCGGAGGCAGCAGAGCCGAUGGACGUUGAGCGUCAGGAGCACAGUGCUGAAGUGCCUUCCGUUAUCGAUCUCCCCAUGACGACCAAAUCAGACUCUGGAGACGUCGAGAUGAGGGCACCGGAAAACAACCCAUCUAAAGUCGAAGGUGAUACCAAAGAAAGAGACCUAGAGAGAGCCAGCGAGAAGUCGGAGCCUAGAGAUGAGGAUUUGGUGGUGGCCCAGCAGAUAGGCGCCCAGAGGCCGGAGCCCCAGUCGGACAAUGACUCUAGCGCCACCUGCAGUGCGGACGAAGAUGUGGAUGGAGAGCCCGAGAGGCAGAGACUGUUUCCUAUGGACUCAAAGCCUUCAUUGUUAAACCCCCCUGGAUCUCUGUUGGUCUCAUCCCCAAUAAAACCAAAUCCACUGGACCUGCCGCAGCUUCAGCACAGAGCUGCCGUUAUCCCGCCAAUGGUUUCCUGUACCCCAUGUAAUAUACCAAUUGGAACCCCAGUGAGCGGCUAUGCCCUCUACCAGCGACACAUUAAAGCAAUGCACGAAUCCGCACUCCUGGAAGAACAGCGGCAGAGGCAAGAGCAGAUAGAUCUGGAAUGCAGGAGUUCCACCAGUCCCUGUGGUGCCGCCAAGAGUCCAAACAGAGAAUGGGAAGGAAAAUCAGUCGCCUAUAUGCCUUAUGCUGAGGUCAGACGUGCCCUAGAGCAGGAAACACAGAUGCACAAUACCGCAGCAAGGUCAGCCUCACCGUGUAGGCUCUCUCCAAGAGAAGCCAGUAAAGCCACUCUGCAGCCUGGUAUGAGUGCAGCCCGCUCUAGUGUCCCUCCAGUCCUGCAGCCUGCUCCACAUCAAGUGAUAACGAACCUCCCUGAAGCGGUUCGCCUUCCCACAACUCGACCCACCAGGCCACCUCCGCCUCUCAUCCCAUCAUCCAAAACCACAGUGGCUUCGGAGAAACCAUCUUUUAUCCUGGGAGGCUCCAUCUCACAGGGAACACCUGGCACUUAUUUGACAUCUCAUAAUCAGACUUCCUACACUCCAGAAGCAGCUAAGCCCUCAGUGGGCUCUAUCUCUCUUGGACUGCCGCGGCAGCAGGAAUCUGCCAAAUCAGCUACCGUGCCCUACAUCAAGCAGGAAGAAUUUUCUCCCCGAAGCCAAAACUCGCAGCCUGAAGGUCUCUUGGUCAGGGCACAACACGAAGGAGUGGUCAGAGGUACCACGGGAGCCAUUCAAGAAGGAAGUAUAACUCGGGGAACGCCAACCAGCAAAAUUUCCAUGGAAGGCAUCCCGUCCCUGCGGGGCUCCAUCACUCAGGGUACCCCAGCACUGUCACAGGCCGGCAUACCAACUGAGGCGUUGGUGAAGGGAUCCAUUUCUAGAAUGUCCAUUGAGGAGAGCAGUCCUGAGAAAGGCAGAGAGGAGGCCGCAUCAAAAGGUCAUGUUAUUUAUGAAGGCAAAAGUGGACACAUCUUAUCCUACGACAAUAUUAAGAAUGCCCGAGAAGGCACAAGGAGUCCAAGAACAGCUCACGAAAUCAGUUUAAAAAGAAGCUAUGAAUCAGUGGAAGGAAAUAUAAAGCAAGGGUUGUCAAUGAGGGAGUCUCCUGUGUCAGCCCCGUUGGAGGGGCUGAUAUGCCGAGCAUUACCCAGGGGGAGCCCUCAUUCCGACCUCAAAGAAAGGACUGUGCUGUCUGGGUCCAUAAUGCAGGGCACACCAAGAGCGACCACAGACAGUUUCGAAGACGGUCUUAAAUAUCCCAAACAGAUUAAAAGGGAGAGUCCUCCCAUACGAGCAUUUGAAGGUGCCAUUACCAAAGGAAAACCAUAUGACGGCAUUACCACCAUCAAAGAAAUGGGGCGUUCCAUUCAUGAGAUUCCACGGCAAGAAAUUUUAACUCAGGAAAGCCGAAAAACUCCAGAAGUGGUCCAGAGCACAAGGCCAAUAAUCGAGGGUUCCAUCUCCCAGGGUACACCGAUAAAGUUUGACAGCAACUCAGGGCAAUCUGCCAUCAAACACAAUGUCAAAUCCUUAAUCACGGGGCCCAACAAACUCCCCCGGGGAAUGCCUCCCCUGGAAAUUGUGCCGGAAAACAUAAAGGUGGUAGAGCGGGGAAAAUACGAGGACGUGAAAGCAGGCGAGCCGGUGCGUUCCCGACACACGUCGGUGGUGAGCUCUGGCCCCUCCGUCCUCCGGUCAGCGCUUCAUGAGGCUCCCAAGGCACAGCUGAGCCCGGGGCUUUACGAGGACAGCAGCGCCCGGCGGACCCCUGUGAGUUACCAGAACACCAUGUCCAGAGGCUCGCCUAUGAUGAGCAGAACGUCUGAUGUUACGAUUUCCUCUAGCAAGUCUACCAAUCACGAAAGAAAAUCGACCCUGACCCCCACCCAGAGGGAAAGUAUACCAGCAAAGUCUCCGGUACCUGGCGUGGACCCCGUCGUCAGCCACAGCCCGUUUGAUCCCCACCACAGGGGCAGUGCCACAGGCGAGGUGUAUCGGAGCCAUCUGCCCACACACUUGGAUCCCACCAUGCCGUUUCACAGGGCUCUGGAUCCUGCAGCCGCUGCUUACCUGUUUCAGAGACAGCUCUCCCCAACCCCAGCUUACCCCAGUCAGUACCAGCUUUAUGCAAUGGAGAACACCAGACAGACAAUCCUCAACGACUACAUUACCUCACAGCAGAUGCAAGUGAACCUGCGCCCAGAUGUGGCCAGAGGCCUCUCCCCACGGGAGCAGCAGCUGGGCCUCCCGUACCCAGCAACAAGGGGAAUCAUCGACCUGACCAACAUGCCUCCAGCGAUUUUAGUGCCUCAUCCAGGGGGAACAAGCACUCCUCCCAUGGACAGAAUCACUUAUAUUCCUGGAACGCAGAUUACCUUCCCACCCAGGCCAUACAACUCCGCAUCUAUGUCUCCAGGACACUCGACGCACCUCGCAGCGGCCGCGAGUGCUGAGCGGGAGCGGGAGCGGGAGAAGGAGCGGGAGCGGAUCGCCGCGGCCGCGUCCUCGGACCUCUACCUUCGGUCAGGCUCAGAACAGCCAGGCCGACCUGGCAGUCAUGGAUAUGUCCGCUCCCCGUCCCCUUCGGUGAGAGCCCAGGAGACCAUGUUGCAGCAAAGACCCAGUGUAUUCCAGGGAACCAAUGGAACCAGCGUCAUCACACCCUUGGAUCCAAGCGCUCAGCUCCGAAUCAUGCCGCUGCCCGCCGGGGGCCCGUCAAUAAGCCAAGGCCUGCCGGCCUCCCGCUACAGCACCGCUGCGGAUGCCCUGGCUGCCCUUGUGGACGCCGCAGCCUCUGCCCCCCAGAUGGAGGUUUCCAAAACUAAAGAGAGUAAGCAUGAAGCUACCAGGUUAGAAGAAAAUUUGAGGAGCAGGUCAGCAGCAGUUAGUGAGCAGCAGCAGCUAGAGCAGAAAAGCCUGGAGGCGGAGAAGAGACCCGUUCAGUGUCUGUACACUCCUGCAGCCUUUCCAAGUGGCAAGCCCCAGCCCCAUUCCUCAGUAGUUUACUCUGAGGCUGGGAACGAGAAAGGGCCGCCUCCAAAGUCCAGAUAUGAGGAAGAGCUAAGGACCCGAGGGAAGACUACCAUUACCGCAGCUAACUUCAUAGACGUGAUCAUCACCCGGCAGAUUGCCUCGGACAAGGAUGCGAGGGAACGUGGCUCUCAAAGUUCAGACUCUUCUAGUAGCUUAUCUUCUCAUCGGUAUGAAGCCGCCGGCGAUGCUAUUGAGGUGAUCAGCCCUGCUAGCUCCCCUGCGCCGCCCCAGGAGAAGCUGCAGGCCUAUCAGCCAGACGUGGCCAAGGCAAAUCAAGCGGAAGGUGAAGCCACCAGACAGUACGAAGGACCAUUACAUCACUACCGACCCCAGCAGGAACCGCUGUCCCCACAACAGCAGCUGCCUGCCUCCUCACAGGCCGACGGGGUGGGCCAAGUGCCCAGGACCCAUCGCCUGAUCACACUUGCUGAUCACAUCUGUCAAAUUAUCACACAAGAUUUUGCUAGAAAUCAAGUUUCCUCACAGCCUUCCCAGCAGCCUCCCACUUCUACAUUCCAAAAUUCGCCAUCUGCUCUGGUCUCCACACCUGUGCGGACUAAAACAUCAAACCGUUAUAGCCCAGAAUCCCAGUCUCAGUCUGUCCACCAUCAAAGACCAGGGUCAAGGGUUUCUCCAGAAAAUCUAGUGGACAAAGCCAGAGGAAGGCCUGGAAAAUCCCCAGAGAGGAGUCACGUCUCUUCCGAGUCCUACGAGCCCAUCUCCCCGCCCCAGGUUCCAGUUGUGCAUGAGAAACAGGACAGCAUGCUGCUACUAUCUCAGAGAGGAGCCGAGCCUGCGGAACAGAGGAAUGAUUCCCGCUCGCCAGGGAGUAUAAGCUACUUGCCUUCCUUCUUCACCAAGCUUGAAAACACGUCUCCCAUGGUUAAAUCAAAGAAGCAGGAGAUUUUUCGUAAGUUGAACUCCUCUGGUGGAGGUGACUCUGAUAUGGCAGCCGCCCAGCCGGGGACGGAGAUCUUCAACCUGCCGGCGGUCACCUCGUCAGGCUCCGUUAGCUCUAGAGGUCACUCUUUCGCUGAUCCUGCCAGUAAUCUGGGCCUGGAGGACAUUAUCAGGAAGGCGCUCAUGGGAAGCUUUGACGACAAGGCAGAGGAGCACGGGGUCGUCCUGUCCCAGCCGGUGGGUGUGAUGCCUGGCGGGGCCAACACCUCCGUGGUGACCAGUGGUGAGACUCGGAGAGAGGAAGGGGACCCGUCACCUCAUUCAGGAGGAGUUUGCAAACCAAAGCUGAUCAGCAAGUCAAACAGCAGGAAAUCUAAGUCUCCCAUCCCUGGGCAAGGCUACUUAGGAACUGAGAGGCCCUCCUCCGUCUCCUCUGUACACUCAGAAGGGGAUUACCACAGGCAGACGCCAGGGUGGGCCUGGGAAGACAGGCCCUCUUCAACAGGCUCAACUCAGUUCCCGUACAACCCCCUGACCAUGCGGAUGCUCAGCAGCACCCCGCCCACGCCCAUCGCGUGCGCCCCCGCGUCGGCGGCCCAGGCGGCCCCACACCCGCAGAACCGGCUCUGGGAGCGGGAGCCGGCGCCACUGCUGUCGGCGCAGUACGAGACGCUGUCGGACAGCGACGACUGAGCACGCGGGGAAGGCGGGCUCGGUGGCGCCGAGGGGUGGGGUGAGGGGCUCUCGUUUGGGGUGGUUUUGUUUUUAAUGGCGGGUAACAAACCUGUCCUCCUCUGACUGGUGCCCAGAGACUUUUCAGGAGAGCCUGGACCACGGACGAUGAAGAAAUGAUGGAAACGUAUUUGGAGAGUCAGACUGGGGGAGGGGCUGGGGGGGCUGCCUUGGAUACAGGCACUUCGGUGGAUUCGAAUAGUGGAGGGUUGAGAUGUAGAGUUUUUAAGAAGUGGACAAUUCCUGUUCCUACAUCUGUUUGUAAAGAAAACCAUAAUGUCUUUAAAUCACUCUUCUGUAAAUAGAUGACCUUUUUUGCAGUGUUUCCCCUUGCUGUAGUAUCUGGUGUACUUAUGUUCAAAUCAGCGCAUCAACUUUGGGGGGGGGGCGGGGAUUUUAAAAAACAGACUCCGCACCUUUUUAACCCUUGCCUUCUAAAUGACCUCAUACAGCCCAGUUACAUAACGUUGGCUGUCACGGGCAUUGUACUUUUAUCCAGUUUUGUCUCCUCCAAAUUCAGAUUUCCGGUGAUGUUUCAGAUCUUGUGGAAAUGUUUAGAUUUUUAACACAGACCCUGUUGUGAAAUCUGUACAUUACGUUAUUAGGGUCAAAGGUAAGAGAAACAAAAUUCUGCCAUACUGUAAAUUUCCAAUGCAGGCUUUAAUUUUUUUUAAUUAGUAGCACUGAAAAAAUAUUACUGCAUGGGUAUGUUAUAGUUCCGUUUCUAAAGUUUAAAAAAAAAAAAGGCUUGAGACAUCCCUCACUGUUAUGCACACUGGUGACGUAGCCACACCCCUAAGUAUCCUUUUCCUUCUGCAUCUGAUGCAGCCCAACAGAGCUUUUGUUUUGAAAUAAAUCUGACUACCCUGUCCAUAGCUACACAGAUCAUGUGUGAUUUAAGGCUCUUAAUGUCUCAGGUUUCAAAGGAAAAACUAGUAUCUUGUCUUUAGGUUGCUCGGUAUUGGCUGAGCUGGAAGUUAACGACCUGAGUCGAAUGUUCGUCUGUUAGGUGCACUGUGUUCUGGUCCUGAGGCCUCAUGGUGAACAUGCGGUUUGGUCCCUUCCCAUUUGCCACAUGCCAGUACUCCCUUUGAGUCUUUGUGGGCAAGAGUUUAUGGUUGAAUCUUUUCAUUUCACUGAAUCUCAAGGUAUGAAUACCUUAAAAAGAGUGAAUUUUAAACUAAUUAUGGUACUAAAGGGUCCGUUUCAUCCUUAAUAAUUGCUUGUUGAAUUGUGAGAUUUUUUUCUCCAUCCAACUUAAGCAGAGCCUUGAAGCAUCCUUCUGGAGCAGGAGGAAAGGGACUGUUCCGGAGGGACGCCACUGAAGAUGAGAAUGGGGAGAGACUGAGGUCUCUGCAGAGAAUACAAAUUAGCACUUUAUGGACUAAAUAGAUCUAAACUUUUUAACAGAAAUACUCGAGACUCUAGAGAAAGCAGGUGUACAAUAACCACUGACUGCCUCCUGGCCUGCCCGAGACUCUCGAAGGGCCCUUAGCACUGGGUCUGGUCCCUAAUUGGGUAAUGCAGGCACUGGCUCAGGACCUUGCCCACACGGUUAAUUAAGCAACAAAGGCCACAAGUCUGUGUGUGUCUGAAGUUCAGCCUUCACUCCUGUUGCUGUUCUACUCCCGGAGACUUUGGGUCUCACGCUAAACUUGAGAGCAGGGUCAGUGAUCCUGUUCCUUCCACUUGGAAAGUUGGUACUGCCCUGUUACACAAAUGCAUAAAUGUUCAUGUGAAUGGGAAACAGUAAACAUUCUCCAUACCAGUUCCUA
Lutra lutra (Eurasian river otter) is the source of this 9652-nucleotide messenger RNA. It is a transcript of the gene NCOR1, whose product is annotated as nuclear receptor corepressor 1. NCBI's taxonomy places the organism in Eukaryota, Metazoa, Chordata, Mammalia, Carnivora, Mustelidae. The transcript has 49 exons. Gene Ontology annotation, molecular function: transcription corepressor activity; nuclear thyroid hormone receptor binding. The coding region runs from base 222 to 7838 and encodes 2538 amino acids. The record is from RefSeq and is a predicted model, not a curated record. Gene Ontology annotation, biological process: negative regulation of transcription by RNA polymerase II.